AUGUCUUUCGGGCUUUUGCAGUCGCGGCCAGCACCCUCGCUGGCUGCGACGGUAUGCGCAAUCCUAUAUAUUCUCGCCUUUUCGCCAACUACUGCUGCGGCCGAAUCGCCUACAAAUAUCGGGUCGAACGACCUCGACGGCUACAAUCUCGAUCUCGAACUCGGCGAUACAUACGAGCCAAGUUUUGCUCCAUUCGACAGUAGCUACCUCGGCCGGAGGGCCAGCGUCAUCGGACCGCUUGUCAACAACAUGCCUGCAAAGUCAAAUCUCAAGCCUGGCGAAGCAGCCUGCUACCAGCUCAAAAAGGGUGACGUCUUCACGAGCAGCACCAGCAGCGGAACGAAGGCUCGUGAUUUCGACUUCGAUACUGCCGUCGCAGCAAUAAAUGCUAGCUCUGGAGCUGACAUCUUGGGACGUGAUGACAAUCAGAGUAUACCCAUUUUUCUAUCUGCGAAUACAUGCCUGCAGCCGCACCGUGUUCCGGGCGAUGACAAGGCAGACAUUGAGCCUCCGCAGCUCACAUUGCUCAUAUCGAAUUCAAGCCAGUUGGGAUGUCCGGACUUGUCUAUGCAGGAAACGCCAAGCAUACAAAAAAAGGCGUUCGAUGGCGGUGCGGUCAUGUUCAACAUGACUUUCACAGACGACUUGUAUAUCUCUGUCCAGGCCCCCAACGUUUCGUCAAGCUAUGAAGGCGUCUACUUCUUCGAGCUGGCUUCCUCCACUGAGGCGUACUACCACCGAUAUGUGGGCAAAGAUGGCCAAUUAUUAUGGCUCGAUAGCGACGCAACCUCUGCUCUACUGGUCAGCAAGAAUCUGACGACAGAUGCCGACAAAGCACACCAAAUCAUGGAAGAUGGCGAGGUGUAUCAGCUCUACGUUGAUAAUGAACUCUUUCCCCGACUUCAUGGAGUUCGACACUCCACCUGCGGUCUCCAAACAAACGCGCAGAUUUACGCAACGCCGAAUGGGACAGGAAACCUGAAUGAACUGGUCCACAUGACCAUGACGACACGAGGGCCUGGUGGCUUUCCGAAGCAGCAAUUCUUUGUCACCGGACUGAACGAUACAACGGAAUACCGAGGCAUCAUUGUCAAAGCUCCAAAUGCGACAGCAGGGAAACGCGACGGGGAAGGCACUGUUGGUGGUGGAGGCACUGUCUUUGCGUCGACGACCUUCAACACUGUAUCAGGAACGAGUUGCCGACGACAGCCUCGGAAAAAAUGCGAGGCGCCCUCGACCAAGAUGUACUCGCUCUUGAAGAACUGCGACGACUGUAGACGGACCUACAAGAAGUGGCUCUGCACCGUCGUCAUGCCGCGCUGCGAGGACUACACCCUCGACAGCCCGCACUCGGUUGUGCGCAACGCCGGCCAGCCGUUCCCCAACGGCACUCGCCUCCCCGCCGACGCCCUGGCCCGGUACAGCGCGCCCGCCUUCAACACGUCACGCAACAAGUUCAUCGACGACGAGAUUGCGCCCGGCCCGUACCGGGAGCUGCUGCCCUGCGACGACCUCUGCUACGAGGUGGUGCAGAGCUGCCCAUCCGCGCUCAAGUUUGCGUGCCCGUUGCGCAACUUUCGCGAGUUCAACUCGAGCUACGGGAAGCGCGACCCGGAUAACAAGGAGGUGACGUGCAACUACCCCGGCGAGCCGCGCACGCGAGUGAGCGCCGCUGCUGGCGUGGUCUUGAACGCGGCGUUUCUGUGUGGGACGGUGCUUCUCGGUAUGGGAUUUUUGUAUUAA
Messenger RNA from Akanthomyces muscarius, 1743 nucleotides. RefSeq lists its product as uncharacterized. Gene Ontology annotation, molecular function: calcium channel activity. Gene Ontology annotation, biological process: calcium ion import across plasma membrane. The record is from RefSeq and is a predicted model, not a curated record. The transcript has 4 exons. Bases 1 to 1743 code for a protein of 580 amino acids. Lineage: Eukaryota; Fungi; Ascomycota; Sordariomycetes; Hypocreales; Cordycipitaceae.